Messenger RNA from Gossypium raimondii (Peruvian cotton), 2311 nucleotides. RefSeq names its product AP-5 complex subunit mu. Bases 112 to 2004 code for a protein of 630 amino acids. The record is from RefSeq and is a predicted model, not a curated record. NCBI's taxonomy places the organism in Eukaryota, Viridiplantae, Streptophyta, Magnoliopsida, Malvales, Malvaceae. Gene Ontology annotation, cellular component: AP-type membrane coat adaptor complex; lysosome; cytosol. The transcript has 8 exons. Gene Ontology annotation, biological process: endosomal transport.
UUAACCAGCGCCGAAGCAUAUCUCAUUCGCACCUUCGUUUAUUGUUUGAUCUUCAGUCUCUCUUUAUCACUUAAAAAGAAAAAAAGUUAAAACGAAGAAAAAUCAAAAGCCAUGCCUGGCGAUUGCAGCAUCAGAGCACUGUGGAUCCUCAACAAUAUCGACGCCGUCGUUUUCUCCAGGAGGUUUCCGGUGGUGGAGAAGCGGUGGCGGGCUGCUUGCCAAAGUGAAAAUGAGAGCUCCGACGACGAUCCUGUUAAAUACACUGUAUUUUCUUCGGUUCCUUCUGAUUCAGAGUUAGCUGCCGCAUUCUCUGAAAGAAAGACAAGGGAGGGCUCUGUUCGUGGAUUUGGUAUACGUGUAUCUCAGUCAAGAGAAGGAUCAGAUUCAUGGGUUGAUGAUCCAAUUACACGUCAUAUUGUAGGUGUUUACAUAAACAAAGAGGAGGAAGGAGAGAAUAAUCUAAUGUGGCCUUUAGCGUUGCACAUUAAGGGUCCUUAUUGCAUUCUUAUACUACCCUUAGUUGAGCCCAGACAUGUAAAGGCUUAUGCAAGGUUGUGUAAGAGGUCUGAUUGCGGAAAUGCUGUCACAGCACAUGAAAAUUUGUCUUCUUUGCUUCUUGACCUUCCAUCAAUCACAGGAGCAUUCAUGGUGGCUCAUGCCGUUGGUGACAUAGUUACUGGGGAUGUAGUGGAGCCUGAGGUGGUUGUAAAUCAAUCUCCUUCAGUGGGUGGGUUGUUAGACUCACUUACUGGAAGUAUUGGGAUAUCGGGAAUCUCAUCAAGGGCAAAACCAGUAGCCGCACCUGUUGCAUCUUCUACACCAGCUGGUGCUGCUGCAAUAGGAGCUCUUGCAUCUGAUGUUCCAAAAAGCGGUUCAAGGCUGCUGGAUAAAGAUGCGCUUAGAAGUUUCAUAAGCAGUGCAAUGCCUUUUGGAACGCCCUUGGAUCUCAGCUAUUCUAACAUAUUCUCGGUCAGGGCUAAUGGCUUUUCUUCAUUGGAUAUCCCUCCACAAGACCUCAAGCAACCAGCAUGGAAGCCCUAUCUGUACAAAGGAAAGCAGAGACUGCUGUUCACCAUUCAUGAAACUCUUCAUGCUGCCAUGUACGAUCGAGAUGAGAUUCCUGAUAGUUUAUCAGUCUCCGGGCAAAUAAACUGUCGAGCAGAAUUGGAAAGAUUGCCUGAUGUAUCAUUUCCUUUGACAGGGCUGAGCACAUCUAAGAUUGAGGCUUUAUCAUUCCAUCCUUGUGCUCAGGUUCCAGAACAAAAUGUGGAUAAGCAGGCUCUAAUGUUCUCACCACCAUUGGGCAAUUUUGUUUUGAUGCGUUAUCAAGCAACAUGCUGCCUUGGACCUCCAGUAAAGGGAUUCUAUCAAUUGUCUAUGGUAUCUGAAGAUGAAGGUGCAUUUUUGUUCAAAUUGCACCUAAUGGAAGGUUACAAGUCUCCUUUGACAAUGGAGUUCUGUAAUGUAACUAUGCCUUUUCCGAGAAGAAGGAUUUUAUCUUUUGAUGGGACUCCGUCGAUUGGAACAGUUUCAAAUGCUGAACAUUCUGUUGAAUGGAAAAUCAUCACAAGUGGACGAGGACUUUCUGGGAAAAGUAUUGAGGCAACAUUCCCCGGAACAGUUAGGUUUGCUCCAUGGCAGAUGCAAAGGUCGACUUCAUUUAGAUCAGUUUUUGAAGGCAUAACGGAUGAUGAUAGUGAUAAUGAGACAGAGAAUACUAAUAAUAUGGCAAACACAGAGGAGUUCUUAAUGGAAAAGAUGAGUAAGGAUCUUCCUCCAGUUGAUCUAGAGGAGCCAUUCAGCUGGCUUGCAUACAACUAUGCUAAAGUAUCGUUCAAGAUUAUCGGAGCAUCAUUAUCCGGAAUUUCCAUUGAUCCCAAAUCAGUAAGUAUCUAUCCUGCUGUAAAAGCACCUGUGGAGUCAUCAAGUCAGGUCACUUCUGGUGACUAUAUCUUGUGGAAUACAUUAGGAAAGUGCCCAUCUGCUGUAACUGCAAAAGUGUAACUGAAGAGAGAUUUUUCAAUGGAGGAUGUCAAGCUUCUACGAAUUACUUAUUGAGAUGAUAUGCGUAAAUGCUUUUAUUUUGGAUUUAUGUUCAAAUCAUGUUCAUAUUCAAGUUGUUUCAUAUUUGGGCCUUUUGAAUGGGAGAUCACUUUGAGUUAGAUCUUUUAGGGUUUGGACCGAGCUUUCAUUUAGAUUUUGUGAAAAAAAUAUAACCCAUUCCACAUGUGUUUCGGGUUUGAGUUAUUUGGAUUUAGGUUUCUGAUUUCUCUCAUCAAAUUGGUUCAAUUUAUUUUAUCGGAUUUCUGUA